CAGUUGCGCGAACACGUCGCUUUCACAGGAUUUGCGGAGUUCACAUUAAGGAACAAUCUAUACUGAAUAUUGCUACUUUGGGUUCUGGAGCAAAAUGAGACGAAAUCACAAUUACAGCUGUUCAUCUGAUAGCGAACUUGAUGACAAUAUAGAAGUGGAGAAGGACAGUGGUGACGAAAAUGUAAACCUUGACUCUUCGCAUGACUUGAUGUCACCCCCGAAAACCACUCCAACUCAAGCCAGAAAACGACGCAGAGGAAUUAUUGAGAAACGGCGACGUGACCGAAUCAACAACAGCCUGACAGAUCUCAGAAGACUUGUGCCAAGUGCGUUUGAGAAGCAGGGAUCGUCAAAAUUGGAAAAAGCUGAAAUUUUGCAGAUUACUGUAGAUCAUUUGAAGAUGAUACAUGCUGCCAGCGGACAAGGGUAUUUUGAAGCCCACGCCCUGGCCAAGGACUACCGCAGCCUGGGCUUCAGGGAGUGUCUGUCAGAGACGGCCCGCUACCUAAGCAUCAUGGAGGGCUGGAACAGUGUUGACCCACUCCGCGUACGCCUGGUCUCUCACCUCAACAACUACGCCUCUCAGAGAGACAUCCACACUGGAUUGACUGGACACACUGGACAACCAGCCUGGGGCUCUGCUUUGAGGACACCCUCCGCCCACCUGCCACACCCCCUCUUACCACUCCCCCAGGGACGGACACUAGCCCCCCACAGUACCAGCAGCCAACCCUCCUCCUGCUCCAUCUCCUCCUCCUCCAUGUCAUCCCCCUGUUCAACUGAUACCUCAGUGACCUCCAGACUCAGUGUGAUGGCCCCCUCAGAGGCACUUAGGGUGCCCCCCAAUGACAAUCUACCCCUGGGGCUGGCCCUGUCAGUCUCAGCCUCCAAGCUCUCCCAACCACCACCCCUCUCCUCCCUGUCUGCCUUCUCCUUCACUACUUUUCCCCUAGUGUCUCCGGCAGCCCUCAAUUCAUCAGGCUCCUCCACAGCCCUGAGAAAACAGCCUUACAGGCCCUGGGGGACCGAGAUCGGGGCCUUCUGAACUCUGGUGAUCAUCAGGACCGGAAGGCCACAACUUAGAUCCCCGCCCACCUGCCUCCCUCUAACCUGCCUCCCUCUAACCUGCCUCCCUCCAACCUGCCUCCCUCCCACCUGCCUCCCGCCCACCUGCCUCCCUCUAACCUGCCUCCCUCUAACCUGCCUCCCUCCAACCUGCCUCCCUCCAACCUGCCUCCCGCCAACAUGCCUCCCUCCAACAUGCCUCCCUCCAACCUGCCUCCUUCCAACCUGCCUCCUUCCAACCUGCCUCCCUCCAACCUGCCUCCCGCCCUCCAACCUGCCUCCCGCAAACACUCCACAAACCCAGCAGGAGUACCUGGCUGUCAUCUGUUUUUCCCCUCUGGCAAUGAGGGGGAUUGGGUAGGCUAAUGCAACCUCCCUUGGUCAGUACUGCUGUAUAAAGGAACAUAGAUAACAUAGUGUUCUAUCCUAUAUGUUUUUAUCAUGAAUAAUUUAUGUUAAAUGUUGUUGUGAGCCCAGGUAUGGCCUCCAAGGUAGGAAAGGACUGACUAUUGUUUCAUGACCACAACUAAUUUCAUUUGGUUUAUUAUCAGCGUGCACUAAGAGAAGGAUUUUGGGGUAUUUGUAGGUCAAAUAUAAUAUUGUAAAAACUCCUGCAGCUUUGAAAGAGAACAAAGACAUCUGCAAUGUAUCAUAAAUGGAGUUACACAUGAACUGGAUCUGCUAAUACUUUAGUUAUGUCUAUAUGGGAUUGUCCAACAUGCUUUAUAUAGAAAGCAACUUUGAAAAAACGUAGCUUUGUAAUGUUUUUGUACCAAUAAACUGAGUUUGUAAGAAGA
This is a messenger RNA of Oncorhynchus masou masou (cherry salmon), 1862 nucleotides long. Its product is annotated as hairy/enhancer-of-split related with YRPW motif protein 1-like. The coding region runs from base 95 to 1045 and encodes 316 amino acids. The record is from RefSeq and is a predicted model, not a curated record. The transcript has 5 exons. Gene Ontology annotation, biological process: anterior/posterior pattern specification; regulation of transcription by RNA polymerase II; regulation of neurogenesis. Gene Ontology annotation, molecular function: DNA-binding transcription factor activity, RNA polymerase II-specific; protein dimerization activity; RNA polymerase II cis-regulatory region sequence-specific DNA binding. NCBI's taxonomy places the organism in Eukaryota, Metazoa, Chordata, Actinopteri, Salmoniformes, Salmonidae. Gene Ontology annotation, cellular component: nucleus.